AUGCACCUACCCCCAGAAACAGAAACAGAAACUUCCCCCUCCCCCUCCCUCCCCACAGUCCCCCUCUCCAACUUCCGCAUCCCAGACUACCCUAAUGCCCCUCUCCUCUUAAACCAGCGCCCUCUCAGCAUCUACUCUGUUGAAAACGACCUUCCACCAUCUGUCUCCACAAACAGCAUAGAUCCAGCAAUCGGCCUCGCUACCGUGUUGUAUAAUUGGCAUCCCACAGCGCUGGCGGCAUUUUUGGAUCUGGAUGCUUGGUUUUCGUUUACGUGGACGUUUGGACGGAGGGGUGUGAGGGAGAAAGAGGGGAAGGAUGGGGAGAAGGGAGUGACGUUUGAAAUCGGACGUAUAGCAAACCAAAUCACCUUCGGGAUCCUAGAUGCCAAGGAGGAGAAUUGGGAGAAGUGUGCUAGUUAUAACAUCACCGUCUCCUCCUCCACCGAUACAAACUCCGAGGAUGGUACCGAGGAGGACGGGAACGACGACACCGCCAACUCUACAUCCAUCAAUACCCCAAGCGACCUCGGAAAAUGGCUCCCCAACCCCAAAGAAAGCAUGCGAGGCGAAACAGAAACCACCGCCCCCUCAGAAGUAGAAGCUCUCGCCCGCGAAAUCGCCACCGCAAUGCUAGCCGAAAAAAUCUGGAUCGCGCAAAAACGUUCCUCCCGCACCUUCUGCGUCGAAUACGCACCGAUGGAUAUCUGGGGCGACGGCAUUCCCAUGGAUGUGCGAUGGUUAUACGAAGGUAUUGAUUUUUCCAAGUGUAGUUUUUGCUCCAAAUCCGAAUCCGAAGUGGGGAAGCCAGGGCUAAGUCGCUGUGGACGGUGUGGCACAGCAACGUAUUGUGGGGAUGAGUGUCAAAAGGCGGAUUGGAAGGUGCAUAGGGUAGUUUGUAAGAUGAAUAUGGAGGAUAGGGGGCAGGCGAUUAAGUUGGUGGAGAAGGGCGGGUUGAUUAGGUGGGAUGAGGAGAGGAUGUUUGCGCAAGGGGUGGGGGAGAUGAGUAGGAAUCCGGGGUUUGAGGUACCGCAGGAAAAGAGGAGGUUACGGGGGUGA
Molecule: messenger RNA, 1056 nt
Organism: Pyrenophora tritici-repentis Pt-1C-BFP
Lineage: Eukaryota; Fungi; Ascomycota; Dothideomycetes; Pleosporales; Pleosporaceae
Source: RefSeq, a predicted model, not a curated record